UGGGCGGAGGGGGGGUGGGGGUGGGGGUUGAUCCACCGCCCAUGAGACACUUGCGAGAUGCAGUAGAUGCCUCUCGACUGGGGCAGCCGCUCUGGGCGCGGCGGCGUGCAGGGGGUUUGUGCAAACAUUUUCUGGCUGUAGGGACAGGAAUGCAAGAGGGGGCAGCCUGGGGUACUUCUUGGACUGUUGGCGCGAUGUGCCGGCACUUGUGACCGCGGCGACGGGAAGAUGAAGAUGAGGCCGGAACGGAGCCGGGCGGGGCCCGGGAGGAAGCGAGCGGGGCUCUUGCCUGAAGCCCACGGGCUGCCCGCGGGCAUCCCUGCCGCCUGGGGGGCCAGGCCUCUCCCCUCCCCGAGGAAGCGUGCUCCCCGGACUCCUGUGAGGCCCUUCAUGGCCCUGCUGUUUCUGGUUUCCAUCAAGCAAGUUACAGGCUCUCUCCUUGAGGAGACAACACGGAAGUGGGCUCAGUACAAAGAGAAGUGUCUGAAAGACUUACUCAAGGAAACUUCCGACACAGUGUGUAACGGGACCUUCGAUCGAUAUAUAUGCUGGCCUCAUUCCUCUGCCGGAAACGUUUCUGUUCCCUGCCCCUCAUACUUACCUUGGUGGCGUGAAGAGAACUCUGGAAGGGCCUACCGAUACUGCCUGCCUCGGGGCUCCUGGCAGACGCUGCAGAACUCCACGGAUGUUUGGCAGGACGACUCCCAGUGCUCCGAGGACCACAGCUUCAAACAAAAUGUGGAGCACCACCACGCCUUGCUGUCGACCCUGCAGCUGCUGUACACGGUGGGCUACUCCCUCUCCACCGCCUCCCUCUUCCUGGCUCUGACCCUCCUCUUGUGUCUUCGAAAACUCCACUGCACACGCAACUACAUCCACAUGAACCUGUUUGCCUCUUUCAUCCUGAAAGCCGUGGCCGUGCUGGCGAAGGACGUCAUCUUUGACAGCUCUUACUCCAAGAGGCCCGACAGUGAGAAAGCGUGGCUGUCCUACGUGUCGGAGAUGUCGCCCUCCUGCCGCACGGCCCAGGUUCUCCUGCACUACUUCGUGGGCGCCAAUUACUCGUGGCUGCUGGUAGAGGGCCUUUACCUCCACACGCUGCUGGAGCCCAUCGCGCUCUCUGAAAGGCGCCUGUGGCCCAGAUACCUGCUGGUGGGUUGGGCCUUCCCGGUGCUCUUUGUUGUCCCCUGGAGCGUGGCCCGUGCAAAGCUGGAGAACACAGGGUGCUGGGUAAACAACCGGAAUAAGAAUAUCUGGUGGAUCAUCCGAGGACCCAUGAUGCUUUGCGUAAUGGUCAACUUUUUCAUCUUCCUGAAAAUUCUCAAGCUUCUCAUUUCAAAGCUCAAAGCUCAUCAGAUGUGCUUCAGAGAUUAUAAAUACAGGCUGGCAAAGUCCACGCUGGUCCUCAUCCCUUUACUGGGUGUUCACGAGAUCGUCUUCGCUUUCGUCACGGACGAUCAAGUUGAAGGAUUUGCGAAACUUGUACGACUCUUCAUUCAGUUGACUCUGAGCUCCUUCCAUGGACUGCUCGUGGCCUUGCAGUAUUGCUUUGCCAACGGAGAGGUGAAGGCCGAGCUGCGGAAGCAGUGGGCCCGCUUCUUGCUAGCCCACUACUCGGGCUGCAGAGCCUGGGUCCUGGAGAAGAACUUCCGAUUCCUGGGGAAAUGUCCCAAGAAGGUCCCGGAGGGGACUGGCACCGGGACACUGCAGAAGGCGCUGCCCUCGUCUGGCCGGGGCCAGUCGCUGCACUUGACCGCAGAUGGGCUGGGGCAGGCAGAAGCCCUGCCCCGCCAUGGCCACCCAGCCUGGCCCAGGGGCAGCAGCCUGUCGGAGAGCAGCGAGGGCGACUUCACCCUGGUCCACACCAUGGAGGAGAUUCUCGAGGAGAGUGAGAUCUAGACGGGGCCACCGCGCCGACUCUGCUCUCUGGGGACUCCGGAGCCGGCCAGGCCUGUGGUACUGGGGUGCCAAGGCAGCACUCCUCCCACGCCCCCUCCCACUCCAACCAGACAUCUGUUUCUUGGAGGCUUUUCCUGCUCUGUAUGACAGUGGCUUCAUAAACACUCAUCGCUUCCGCCGCCCUUGUCCUCCUCAUCUCCACUACAGGUGUGUUCUCCAGAACGCCCACCCCCCAGCCUCUAGGGCUGGCCCUAAAUUCACGUGGAUGGGGCCCUGUGACACGGAGGAAUGCCUGCUAUGAAAUAGAGGCCAAACGCUCUCCUUCCUUUACCCUUCAUGGUGGAAGGUGUGGGUCUGAAGUCAGGGUCGGGUGGCAGUGGACCACCUGCCAAGUGUUUUAAACGCAGAGUCUGACUCUUGGCAGAGAUCCUACGAGGGUGUGUCUGGGAUGCUGCCCAGCGGGAAUUGUGGGUAACAAGCAUCCUGUUCGUUCUGCGGCAAGCCCGUGCUUGGAAAACCCUGGACAGGGGAUGCAGGAGCUAGAAGCCCCUCUGAGCUGGCUCAUGGCCAGAGGCGGCGGCAGGGUUCUGAAUGCAGGCGUUCCGCUGUGACACAUCUGUCCUUCUCUGGCUGCAUGGACUCCAGGCCACCUCCCCCCACCAGCCCACUCUUGCCCUCUCUUGUCAAGCCUUUCCUCCCUCUCUCCAUCUCCAUUCCCACCGUGGGCAGGGGGAGUCUUGGUUGACCUGUGAUGAGCCCGUGCUUCCUCUGAGGGUUGGCUCCAGCUCCCAGGGUCCCUCUGGAAGUUUCCAUCCAUCGUGUUCUCAGCUUUUCCGGCUCCACCUACCUUUCUGAGCUUGGCUUCUUCAAGCCUGACUUGCCUCUCCUUCUCUGCCAUUUUUGGCUUCCCACGCAUACUUGGGUGGCCGUACCUCCUGCCCUGGGAGGUGCGCCUGCUUCUCUCUGAGGCCGAGCCCCACUGAUAAGCAUCCCACUCCUCGCAUGGAAAGGGAUGCUGAGAGCCGCAGGGGGCCUGGCCGCACUGAGAGGACUGUGGCUGAUCCGACCCGUGCGCCGAGAGGGCGGGGCUUGGGGAUCUGAGUUGUGUUCCCGACUCAACUGAGUGGAGGAUGCUCCUGGUGGCUGAGGAGGGCCAGGCCGUCAGUGUCAGGCUCAGUGGCGGACACUGAAGGCAGGAGGCUGAGGAAGGUCAAGGGAGGACUGUGCUGCGGAAGCAGGCUGUCUGUGCUCAGCAGUGUCGACUUUAUUGUGUGUAAGAUGUAUGUGUACGAGGGUAGGUGGGGUGUGUUGCUGUGGGAGCAGAUCCUGCCUUAUAUUAGGGGGAGGGGUGAUAGGAUACUCAGCAAGUAGGGUUGCCAGAUUUAGCAGUUAAAAAUACACAGGAGCUCCCUUGUGGCUCAGUGGGUUAAGGGUCUAGUAUGGUUAUGGCAGCGGCUCAGCUCGCUGCUGUGGCAUGGGUUUAAUCCCUGGCCCAAGAGCUUCCACAGGCUGUGGGUACUGCAAAAAAAACAAACAAACAAACAAAAAAAAAAACCUUGGAGUUCCCAUCGUGGCACAGCAGAAACGAAUCUGACUAGGAACCAUGAGGUUGCGGGUUCGAUCCCUGGCCUUGCUCACUGGGUUAAGGAUCUGGCAUUGCUAUGGCUGUGGUGUAGGCUCGCAGGUACAGCUCUGAUUAGACCCCUAGCCUGGGACCUCCAUAUGCCAUAGGCCCUAGAAAGACAAAAAACAAAAACAAACCAACAAAAAGGCACAAUUCCAUUUUAAUAUCAGAUAAAUGAAUACUACCAUUGUUUCAGAAGAUCCCACGGGACAUGCCUUAUAUGAAAUUCAAAUCUAAUUGCACAGUCUGCAGUUUAUCUGGCAAGUCCAUUGUAAAGGACACUUUGCAGCAGGGCAGGGACCAGGAUGAGGCAAGUAAGGCGCUCAGUUUGGGUGCAACAUUUAAGAGAGGACUAAAAUCUCUCCACUGCUAAGUCAUAUUUUAAUGCACUGUCUUAAAAAAGCAAAUCCACAAACUACAGCCCUUGGGCCAUUUGUAGAAAUAACUUUUACUGAAACCAGGGCCCAAAUGGCGGGCGGGGGGGGGGAACAAGUGAGGCCAUGAGAUGCAAACACAGGGUCUGGUCCUGAUUAUUUUAAAUUUUGAGGAAUUCCCAUUGUGGCUCAGUGGGUUAAGAAUCUGACUAGUAUCCAUGAAGAUGCAGGUUUGAUCCCUGGCCUCAAAGGGUUAAGGAUCUGGCGUUGCCAAGAACUGCGGCAUAGGUUGCAGAUGCAGCUUGGAUCUGGCAUUGCUGCGGCUGCGGUGUAGGUCAGCGGCUGCAGCUCCAAUUCUACCCCUAGCCUGGGAACUUCCAUGUGCUGCAGGUGUGGCUAUAAAAAGCCAAAAAGAAAAUUGAUAUUUUGCUCAUCAUGGAUAUUUUAAUUUUUAUUUUUGAAACUGCAUCAAAAUAUUAUUUAUCUCAGUUACUGAGGCUUUUACUCUCCCACCUUAAAUUUUGUACCCGAGGCUGGUGCUCAUCUUGUCCUCCCCCCAGUCCCAGCUCAGCUUUGCACCAGGAGGAAACAAAGCAAUGACAUUAGGUGAGUACAUAAUUAAGCAUAGGUUUGUUUUUUGGCAUCCAGAAUAUCCAUAGUUCAAUCAUUAAAAUGUAUGUCCUAGUUUUUCCUUCCUGCAAAAGCCCCUGUCAUUUCUCAGCAGCCUCUUAGUACCUAGAAAGCUGGGUUGUGCCCUAUUUCAGCCUGUACCCAGCACAGCCGGUCCGGGCAGGUGCUCAGAACACGUUCAGUCAAAGGAGACAAGACAAAAACCUCUCGGGAGCAUCCGAUGCUCUUAGGGUCAGUUAUCUAGGACUCGGCCGCUACGGAAGGAAGUGUUUUUAGAGCGUCUGUAAACAUGCCCUCCUCCCUCACGCCGUAGGUAGGGUGGCGCACGCACGCUGCUUGCACUUGUCCUGCUGACAAUUAAAAUAACAAGUUUCUUUAAUUUGAUUUGUAUUUUGUUGAUUCUUUUACUUUGGUUUCUCCCUGGAGCUGAAGGUCUCCACCCCUGGAGAAUAUGGUGCACUGUUCCGGCCAGAAGUGGGAAAAAGAGCUGCAGUGUUAAGCCUGGGACUUGGGUGGUCCAGUAUCUCAGAGACAGAGAGGAAUGGGCCGCGGGGGAGGGGAGAGAAGCAGAGGUCAGAGGUCACAAGUGGGGCGGCAAGGGUCUCCCUUCUUCUAAACCAUUUCCUAGAUUGUUCCCUUUGCCGUUGCCUUGAAGAGCCAGCCUUGGGGAGUUCCCUGGUGGUCUAGUGGUUAGGAUUUGGCACUUCCACUGCUGCGGCCCCGAUUCAACCCCUGGUCUGGGAACUGAGAUGCUACAUCAAGCCACUGUGUGCUGUAACCUGGGAAACUGCCUAGAAGCAUUGAUGGCUGCUGAUCCCAGAAGGCACACCAGCUGCCCAGCGCACACCUUGGGCGUGUCAGGAGCAUGGUUGCCUGGGCUGCAGUGAGAAUGUGCUGCCUGGUGGCGGCAGUGACACCUGGCACUGAGGGGGCCCUGUUGGUCAGUCUGUCUGGGGUGCCGCCUAGGGCUGCUAAGAAAUGCUCAAGGGCCACAGCCCAAGCAGCCAGGACCCUGUGAGAAGAGUGUGCGCGGCUUUUCCUCAUGAGGCCAUUUCUGCCCUUGAGUUUCCUUGUGCAGGAGGAAGCAGACAUUCAGCGAUGCGACGUGAUCUCCCCAGAAUCUCUGUAGCGGAUGUCUGUUUUUACAAUCCCCACCCUCUUCUACUGACCACACCAAAAUUUUCCUCUUAGAAACCAUGCGUCUUCCGCUCCGAGUCUAUGAAGUGAGAAUCAUCCUGACUCCAUCCUCAGCCCCAAGGAUGGGCAUGAAAAUCCUCUUGGCCACCCUGAGCAGGACAUCCUCCUGGCACCAGCUUCUCCUUCACUUUUUGAGGCUCAAAUUGGAUCAGUCGCAGAAUCUCCUUAUUGGCCAUGGUCCCCUCGAUGAACUCUUUCUCUAACCCCCAGAUCUUCUCGGCUCGCUUCUCCGGGGUGUUUUCGUCGUCGGGGAGCUGCUUCAUGUCCUCAGGACUGAUCAUUUUGAAAAUAGCCUGCACCGGAUCAAGAGGAAGAACUGGUCAGCAGUCCCACGGCGCUGACAGGGACCCCCUAUGGCAGAGGUUGAAGUGCAGACGCCCAGGCCCCAGCUGCCCUGCUGAGCCCUCGUUCCUGGGAGUGGGCAGUGGGCAUCUGCACUUUGUCUUUUUAGGGCCGCACCCACGGCACAUGGAGGUUCCCAGGCUAUGGGUCCAAUGGGAGCUGUAGCUGCCGGCCUGUGCCACAGCCAUAGCGACGCAGGAUCCCAGCCACGUCCACGACCUGCACCACAGCUCGAGGCAACGCUAGAUCCUUAACCCACGGAGCAGGUCCAGGGAUUGAACCCGCAUCCUCAUGGAUCCUAGUCAGAUUCGUUACUGCCGAGCCACAACGGGAACUCCCAGGGCAUCUGUACUUUUGAGCUGCCCAGAAGGGGUGGGAAAUGUGGGGGUGGGGUGAAGAAGGCUUUCAGUUAUUUUGUCACUGUUUGAACUUCCUCACCACAGAGACCUAUUACUUUCAUUUUAUUAAAGCAGAAAAAUACGACAUAAAGAGCUGCCCCAGGGAACUGCUACCUCAAACCCCACAGCCUAGAAAUUGUAGCACAUCAAAUGGCUCCUUCCCAGUCCAGGUCGGACUUGGUUGCCCAGCCAGGUUGACUUAGGGUAAUAAGGUCUAUGAGGGUAAUAAGGAUGAUUAGGGCUAACCUUUGUUAAGCGUGCCUCUUUCUUAAGCAUCCUUACAUAUGAACUCCUUCAUGAGGUGUUAUCGGCCCCAUUUCACAGAUGAAGAAACUGAGUCAACCAACCUGCUGGAAGUCACCCAGCUAGAAGCAGAAGAGUGGAGAUUCUAACCUGGGCAAGUUUGGUUCUAGAACCUCUGUACUUGCAUCAUGUGGAAGGCCUUAGAGAGCAUUCUAGAGGUUGGGGAAGGUCACCCAGGGCACAGGAAGCCCCUUAUUUAUUCUUCUGCUCAGGGAGGGAUCCAGAGAAAGGUUGAGCUUUAAGCUCUCACCCCCUCUACUCUUGCUAAUAAAGGAGCCGGAUGGACAAUGUCCUGUUGGCAAAGUACGAAGUACCUCCUGACCUGUGCCAAGAGAAAGGGACAAGGUGGCAUCGGUGUGCCCUCCCAGGGCCAGGUUAUUAGAAUUCUACCGGCUCGGUGACUCCAGGGCUGGUCAGGCCCAGCUCCAUUCAAGGUUGUGGCUCUGAGCCUAUCCCAGCUUGUGAUGCAAAUGCUGGGACUGGGAUGCUGGGGAACCAGGCAGGGGCACAGUGCCUGUGAUUUAGCCUGGCGGGAAGAUGGGCAGCUUCGGGAGCCCCCUUUCAGCAGCCCCGUGCUCAGUGCUGUAGCCAGAGGAGCAAGGAGUCAGACCCAGCUGCAGCAGCCUGGCAGACAGCGCUCAGAGCCCAGCCCCGAGGUGUCCCUGAACUCCUCUAUCUGUCCGGAGCCCAGGAACCACAUGCAGGCCCGAGGGCUAAGGGCUGGGAGUGCCUGGCUGCCUGCCCACCCUGCUUCUGACACCGAGGACCAACUGUUAGGGCCUUGGUGAAUGGGCUGAGAAGGAACCAUUGUAUCCCCACCCUGGGCACUGGGAGGCUGUAUGGUUUUCUGCAGCCAAGAAGCUUGCUGGUGGUCCAGCCGGACCAGAACCCAGAACUGCUGAUUCCCAGGCCGGUGACCUUGGACCUGGUGAAUAGCAGAGGCCUGGCAUCAUCCCGCACGGCCUCGGCCAUGGACGCGCCCUUCUCCCCUCCUCCCCCUUCGCCUCCCCCCUUCACUCCUCCCUUUCCUCCUCCCCUCCCCGAAGGAGCAUCCCCUCCUUCCUAGGCCUCUGCCGGGCCUGGCAUCCUUCGGGUGGUUCUGAAGGAGUGGUCCCCACCCCAGGCCACCUGCCAAUCCAUGGUCGUGUGCUCUGCAGGCCGUACCCAGAGGCCAGGGAGGUUCCCGCACAUGCCUGCCCCCAACUUGGGAGGCCCACUGACCACGUGCUUAGCUCUUUUAUUUAUGAUUUUUCCUAAUAAAGGUGAGGGAAUUGAGCAAAAUUAUGAAAGCAGGGUUAUAAAUGCAUCAAAAAUUAUAUAAAAUAGGAAAAACAUUUUCUCUCUUAAUGGAAUGGAAUUAGAGAAAUAAAGCAAGGGACCUGGGCUUGGGGGCGCGGGGAGAAAAAAGAUCAAGUAAAAUGAUACGAAAUGAAGGGAAACAUAAAUGAUGUAAUAGGGAAAACACAGGAACAUCAUACUGGUCCAGAAAUGUAGGCCAUGUUAAUUUUGGGGCAUGUCCGUAAGAUGGAAUUCUAAGCAGCUAUUAAAAAUGGUUUGAUAGUGAAAACGUUCGCAAUAAAACAGUGGCUGAAAAGAG
This is a messenger RNA of Sus scrofa (pig), 8364 nucleotides long. Lineage: Eukaryota; Metazoa; Chordata; Mammalia; Artiodactyla; Suidae. The record is from RefSeq and is a predicted model, not a curated record.